Serendipita indica DSM 11827 is the source of this 363-nucleotide messenger RNA. Lineage: Eukaryota; Fungi; Basidiomycota; Agaricomycetes; Sebacinales; Serendipitaceae. The record is from the annotation of a GenBank genome assembly.
AUGGACCUCGCCGAGUUUUACGAAAAAGUAUACGACACUGUACGACUCGUUCCUCAAGGAAAAGUAACCUCGUAUGGACACAUUGCGGCUCUCGUAGGAAUGCCUAGACACUCUCGACACGUCGGUGCAGCACUCAAGAUUCUUCACGAAGACAGCGACGUUCCGUGGCAACGAAUCGUCUCAUCAACAGGGGCCAUAUCAUCGCGGGGACCUGGAACGACUGGAGCCCAACGACAAGCAGAGGCACUUGAAGCAGAAGGUGUACACGUUGAAACGACGCGAAUGGGACAGUUUAAAGUCAGCUUUGCGACAAACGGCUGGUUCCCGCGAACGCUCCAAGAGGCUCAGCAAGACGCGCAAUAA